AUGGAGCGCACGAUCGAUAUCUACUUCAACAAGCUGGGGGAUGAGAAGCUUGACAUCAAAGUACGAGCAAAUGUCGCAACCGAGUUGCGAGACAGUAUUGAACCAUUAUGCGCGGGCGCAAAUUAUCCCGUCUUUCUGGCCAAGCUUUGGCCAGUCUUCAAGGCUAUUUUGAAGGGGGAUCCGGUCUUCUUGAGCAUGUCUUAUGAGCAGAAACUCCGAAACUGUAUCCUCGAGACGAUUCACCGAUUACCAAUGGCCCCUCCCGAUGUCGAACCAUACGCCGCGGAUAUGGUUGAUUUGUUGAUGGAACUCGCGCGCAUCGAGAAUGAGGACAAUGCAGUUCUGUGCAUGAAGACCAUUAUGGAUCUGGAACGGAACCAAGCAAAGGCCACCGCGGCACGGGUGCAGCCUUUCUUAGAGCUAAUUCAAGAAAUGUUCCAGACCAUGGAGCAGGUCGUUCGAGAUACCUUCGACACCCCAAACCAAGCGACUCCCUCCGGGAUGCCUUCGACUCCGAAUGCCAGUUCACAGAACUUUCAAUCACCUCGACCGAGCUCGCCUGCCACAUCAGUUUCAGAUCUGGGCCCUGAGCAACAAUCCAGCAAUGUUCUCUUGAAGGGGAUGCAGUCGUUCAAAGUACUUGCUGAAUGCCCUAUCAUCGUCGUUUCGAUCUUCCAGACUCAUCGAGCUUCAGUCGCACAAAACGUCAAACUUUUCGUACCCCUCAUCAAGACGAUCUUGCUUCUGCAGGCGAAGCCGCAGGAGAAGGCGCAUGCCGAUGCAACAGCCCAAGGCACAAUAUUCACUGGCGUUUGCAAGGAGAUCAAGAACAGAGCUGCAUUUGGGGAGUUUAUUACAGCUCAGGUUAAGACCAUGAGCUUCCUGGCCUACCUCCUUCGCCUCUAUGCCCAUCAACUUCAAGAUUUCCUUCCUACUCUCCCGUCUGUGGUUGUUCGGCUUCUUCAGGACUGCCCACGUGAAAAAUCUGGUGCUCGAAAGGAGCUUCUUGUCGCGAUUCGACACAUCAUCAAUUUCAAUUAUCGCAAGAUAUUCCUGGAGAAAAUCGAUGAGCUUCUGGACGAGCGAACAUUGAUCGGCGAUGGUCUGACAGUAUAUGAGACCAUGAGGCCUUUAGCGUAUAGCAUGCUCGCCGAUCUCAUCCACCAUGUUCGUGACCAUCUCAGCCGCGAUCAGAUCCGUCGAACCGUCGAGGUAUACACCAAAAACCUCCACGACGAUUUUCCCGGUACCAGUUUCCAAACGAUGAGUGCCAAGCUGCUAUUGAACAUGGCAGAGAAGAUAUCCAAGCUCGAGGAUAAGCGAGAGGCUCGCUAUUUCCUCAUCAUGAUACUGGAUGCCAUUGGUGACAAAUUCGCCUCGAUGAACCAUCAAUUCAACAACGCCGUCAAGGUGUCUAAGGCCUUCAAGGAAUCUCGGAAAGAGACCGAGCCCUCGAACGACUCAUACCUUGCUGAGAAGGACCAUCCUCCUGACUGGGACGAAAUAGACAUCUUCUCUGCUUCACCAAUCAAGACCUCUAGCCCGCGUGACCGUGGUAGUGACCCCGUUUCGGAUAAUAUCUUCCUCUUCAGGAACCUGAUCAAUGGGCUCAAGAACAUCUUCCACCAGCUCAAGAAUUGCAACCCGGAUGAUAUCCAGAUCGACCCAAACAGCGUUCCUAUUAAUUGGUCUGAGGUGUCUUAUGGUUACAAUGCCGAAGAGGUUCAUGUUAUCAAGAAGCUCUUCCACGAGGGUGCUCGUGUCUUCCGCUAUUACGGCGUGGAUCAAUCUCCACCGGAAGUCAACUACUCCUCGCCAUUCGAUUUCCUCGCUAGUCAAUAUACGGCACCCAUGUCCCGUGAAGAGAAGGAACUCCUGGAGAGCUUCGGUACUGUCUUCCAUUGCAUCGACACUGCAACUUUCCACGAAGUCUUCCACUCUGAAAUUCCCUAUCUCCACGAGCUUAUGUUUGAGCAUGGUGCGCUCCUCCACCUCCCACAAUUCUUCCUCGCCAGCGAAGCCACCUCACCAGCCUUCUCCGGAAUGGUACUCCAGUAUCUUAUGGAACGCAUUCAUGAGGUUGGAACGUCAGACAUGACCAAAGCGAAGAUUCUUCUAAGAAUGUUCAAACUCUCCUUCAUGGCCGUGACGCUCUUUUCUGUGCAGAAUGAGCAAGUUCUCCACCCACAUGUCACCAAGAUUGUCACCAAGUGUAUUGAGUUGUCAGUUACUGCCGAGGAGCCUAUGAACUACUUCCUCCUUCUGCGCUCUCUCUUCCGCAGCAUCGGCGGUGGCCGAUUCGAGCUCCUAUACAAGGAAAUCCUCCCCUUGCUUGAGAUGCUCCUCGAGACCUUCAACAAUCUUCUACUCGCUGCUCGCAAACCUCAAGAGCGUGAUCUUUAUGUUGAGCUCACUUUGACCGUACCUGCCCGCCUGAGCCACCUUUUGCCUCAUCUCAGCUACCUCAUGCGCCCCAUUGUUGUCGCCUUGCGUGCUGAUUCUGAUCUUGUUGGUCAAGGUCUGCGCACGCUUGAACUUUGCGUGGACAAUUUGACCGCCGACUAUCUCGAUCCGAUAAUGGCACCGAUCAUGGAUGAGCUGAUGACCGCACUCUGGGAUCACCUCCGCCCUCAUCCUUAUAACCACUUCCACGCUCACACCACAAUGAGAAUCCUUGGAAAGCUUGGCGGUCGCAACCGCAAGUUCUUGAACCAUCCACCAGAGGGAGAAGCGUCCCUUCCUGUGGAUACCGGGAUUGACCUGGCCAUUGGAAAACUGAUGGAAGCCCCGAAGUCCACCUCGUCCAAGGGCUCCGACAUUUACUACAAGCAACAAGCCUACCGCAUGCUCAGUUCACACCUUAAGCUUCAAAUCGGAUUUGAAAAUCUGCCUGAUGACUUGGCAUCUCUCAUCAGACUUCAUGCGAAUGACCUUGUGGAUGGCAAGGUUAAUGCUAUGGUUGACAUUCUCGAGAAAUCGGAGAGGUCAGCUUCCAUUCCAAAGAAAGUGGCACAGGAAGCCACUGUGAAGAAGCUCAUCAAGGCUUGCAUCUUUGCCACAACCAUCCCAGAGCUCGAGGCAUCUGCGAGGGCUUUUGUGGCAGACGUUUGCAAGCACAUUACGGUCCUCGAGGUUGGCCGUGCUCUUUCCCAAGCCCGCCACAGCCGCAAGUCCUUCGACGUAUCUAACGGAGAGGGCCCUGUUUACCUCGACUCACGAGUUCUCGCUGAAGCUAUUGUUGAGACGCUUUCAUCGGACAAUGUUCACGUUCGAGAAGCGGCUGAAGAAGCUUUGGUGGUUGUCAAGGAAGCGGCAGUCAUCAUCUUUGGUUCCUCUGAGAAAGCAGCCAAGCUUCCGUUCUUUCAGCACUUAGGUCGUGUGUUCUGCCACAGCUGCUUUAGCGAGGAGUGGUUUGCCAAAGCUGGUGGAAGCUUAGGUAUCCAACUACUAGCCACCAAAUUAGAUCUCGGCGAUUCCUGGCUUUAUGAGCGCCACAUCGACUUCGCUCGCGCCCUUAUUUAUGUGAUCAAAGAUACACCCCCCGAUCUUCCUGCCGCUACACGCAUUCAAUCCCAGGAUACCUUGACCUUGAUCCUUAAACGGGGUGGCAAGCUCAUUCCUAAAGACGACGUUAAGAACGAGAAGAGCCGCGUUGUUGCUCUCUGUGGGUUCUUCGUCUUUGAGCUUGGUCACAUGAACAAGCAUGUCCGCGAGACCUGUCGUCGUUGCUUCGCCACUCUCGCAGAGGAAUUGGGCUGCGAGGUCCAUGAGCUUAUCCACCCGGUCAGGGACCGUCUGCUGCAGUCGAUCUUCAACAAGCCUCUCCGUGCCCUGCCUUUCCCCACGCAGAUUGGCUUCAUCGAUGCCAUCACCUACUGCUUGAGCCUGCACAACGAAAUCGUGACGUUUAAUGAACCCCUCAAUCGAUUGAUGCUGGAGUCUCUCGCACUUGCCGAUGCCGACGAUGAGUCGCUAGCUUCAAAGCCAAAUGAGUUCAAGAAUGCCGAGAUGAUCGUGAACCUACGUGUCGCUUGCCUGCGUCUUUUGUCCAUGGCCAUGACUUUCCAGGAGUUUGCCAACACCCCGAACAAUACCAGCCGCGCACGCAUCAUUUCUGUCUUCUUCAAGUCGCUAUACUCUCGCUCUCCUGAAGUCAUUGAAGCCGCUAAUGCCGGUCUUAAGGAUGUCCUUACUCAGACUAACAAACUGCCAAAGGACUUGCUACAGAACGGCCUGCGUCCUAUUCUCAUGAAUCUUCAGGAUCCGAAACGCCUAAGCGUUGCUGGUCUUGACGGACUCGCUCGUCUUUUGACCCUGCUGACCAAUUACUUCAAGGUGGAGAUUGGGGCUCGUCUCUUGGACCAUAUGAAGGUUAUUGCAGACGAUGGUGUGCUCCAGAAGGUCUCUUUCAGCCUUGUUGAACAGAACCCUGCCAUGAAGAUUGUGGCCGCGAUCUUUAAUAUCUUCCACCUCCUCCCACCCGCCGCCACAUCUUUCAUGGAACAUCUGGUCAACAAGGUACUUGAUCUUGAGCAAAAGCUGCGACGGACCUCACACAGUCCCUUCCGCAAGCCCCUUGUCAAGUAUCUCAACCGCUACCCGAAGGAGAGUCUUGCCUUCUUCCUUGCACGGUUCAAGGACGAGCGCUUCGGACGUUUCUUCGGACAAAUCUUGGCGGACCCGGAGAGUGAGGGUCUGCGUAAUGCGGUUGUCGCUGACACUGACGGAUUCACCUCAAAUGCUUUUGCACCCGAGGCAACUGAUGGCAAAAACACCGCUGCAAUCAAUGGUAUCUAUGUUGCGCACUCCGUCUCUUUAUAUCCAUCUACCAAGAAUUGGCUGGUCUCAAGCGCCGAUCUACGGACCAAGCUGUUGACAUAUGGGAGAGAGCUAGAGCGGAAACUUCGGGGUGACAGCUUGCCUCCAGAUGAGCGCCUGAGAGUGGAGCAAGCCGAGGAUCAGUUGAUGGAUGUCUUCACAGUCUACCUCGGAGAAGCUUCUCAUGACCUGGAUUUCCUGUUCGAAGUCAUUGACGGUCUUUCCGCGGACGAACUUAAGCGUACACUGGCACUUCCUAAAUUCAUCUUUAGCCAUAUAAUCACCAACGAGUCGAUUGACUACCGUCGCUCUGUCAUCAUGCGCUGCCUUGACCUAUACGGUCAACGGGCCUGCUCCCAGAAGACCAAGACCUAUGCCUUCCGCCACCUGGUCAAUCCAAUUUUCGCGAUGGAUGUUCAAGCUUCGUGGAACAGCCCAGCCAGUGCCCCCAGGUUGAUGGACAAGAGCAUGACCGAAUCGAUCCAAAGCCGCCUGUGGAAGCCACAAUUGUCUGAUGUCUGUGACGAAUCAAGCCAGGCUGGCGUUGACCAUUCGCGCAUGGAGUUGCUUCAACUGUCUGCCUUGUUGAUCAAAUAUCACUCGCAGACCGUCCAAGAGUCCCGCAAGGACAUCAUCAAAUUCGCCUGGAAUUACAUUCGUCUUGAGGACAUUAUCAAUAAAUACGGUGCAUACGUCCUCAUCAGCUAUUUCAUAGCGCAUUAUGAGACACCCUACAAGAUUGUGAUCCAAGUUUACGUCGCUCUGCUCCGAGCCCAUCAGAACGAGGGCCGGGCCCUUGUCACUCAGGCUCUCGAUGUUCUGGCCCCGGUCCUUCCAACACGCACCGCCAGCAAUCAAGGCGCAGAGGCUCGUUAUCCUAUUUGGGCUAAAUGGCCCCGCCGCAUUCUGUCAGAGGAGACAGCCAACCUGCAACAGGUAAUGAGUAUUUUCCAAUUCUUGGUUCGGCAGCCAGAUUUGUUCUAUGAGUCGCGCGAGCAUUUCAUUCCUCUCAUUGUUCCCUCAUUGAUCAAGAUUGCGGGCCCGCCAAAUACCUCAAAUGACAGCAAAAAGCUCGCACUGAAUCUUAUUGGCUUGAUCUGGCACUGGGAAGAGAGGACGGCUCAAUCGGCGGAGACCCAAGCGGGUGUACCCAAUGGUGUUACUGAAUCACCGAACACGAAGAAACGCAAGCUUGAAGAGGCCGAUGGAGCGUCCCAAUCACCAUCUCUGGGACCUCCUGCGACCAAGACUGAUUACACGGUGCCGCCUGAGCUUCGCGGGGCUCUUAUUAAAUAUCUUAUCACCUUCAUUACUACCAUCCCUGAGCGCUUCCAGGUACCAGCUGCCCACAUCCGCACGCUGCCUUCUUCAAAGCCAAUCAUGCCAGUACCCACCGGUGACAUGAUCAACAAGGCUAUCAGUCUUCUCAGGAAUCUCCUCUCUCCCACGUACUGGGGAGACCUUGAUAUCGAUCUCUACCAGAAGGUGACCGAGCCAAUUCUAACUGGAGAAAAAGCAGACAAGCCUGAUGACAAGCACAUCACUGUCAUGAUCAACGCGCUCCAGGUAUUGCGCGUACUUAUCGCAGCGAAGCCCAACGAGUGGAUCACGGCUCGCCUCCCAAGCAUUCAGAAGCUCCUCGAGAAGCCCUUGAAGUCUGAUAAUCCUGAAAUCCAAGAUUGUUUGCAUGGUCUGGAGGAUGAUAUGGAUAUUUCCCCCAAGUUGCCACCUCCGGUGCGUUAUGUUCUCGAGGCCAUUCCUGAUGACCAACCCGAUGAAGAGGAUGCCAUGGAUACCGAAAGCACACCUUCAGAAUUCGGAACUUACUUGUCCGCAAUCGCCACCGAGACCCUCUCAGCAAGUAACUACGUGUCGAGUCUGAACACACUUUGGACACUCUCGAAGAUCAAGCCUGCUGAGAUCGAUACGCAUAUCCCUGCUGUCAUGAAGGCGUUCUCCCAGAAGUUGGCCAAGGAUCAUGUUGCAGCUUCUACCACCCAGAAUGGUGCGCAGAGCGCCGAGGGGGUCCCAGAUCAACAAGAAGCCGAGUUGGGUGUUGAUCUCAUCUUCAAGACAAUUGAAUUAAUCUCAGUCCGAAUGUCCCACCUUGGCGACCAGCGUCGUCCGUUCCUCAGUGUUCUGGCUUCGAUAGUCGAGCGUUCGCAGAACAUCAAGCUUUGCAGCAAGGUUCUGGGCAUGGCCGAGUCCUGGAUUUUCCACUCAACAGAGUCUUGGCCCACUCUGAAGGAAAAGACUGCAGUUCUUCACAAGAUGCUGCUAUUCGAAUCCAGACCCGAUCAAACGAUGCUGAAGAAGUUUCUUGACUUGGUGAUUCGCAUCUACGAGGAUCAAAAGAUUACUCGCACCGAGUUGACUGUUCGCCUCGAGCACGCUUUCUUGAUUGGCACAAGAGCUCAAGAUGUUGAGAUGCGUAAUCGAUUCAUGGGUAUCUUUGACAAGAGUUUGACACGCCUUGCUAGCUCGCGUCUGAGCUAUGUUCUUACCUGCCAAAACUGGGAUACCCUUGCCGAUUCCUUCUGGCUGGCCCAGGCAUCGCAUUUGAUUCUCGGUUGCGUGGACAUGAAUACAACUGCCCGUCUUCACUCCGAAGAUUUCACGCUAUCACCUCUAUCAUUUCUCUUUGCGGGUGGUGAUAAGGAUGAAAGAAAACCAGACAUCAUUGUCGACAAUAAGCUAGAGAGCUUUGUCGUGGAGCGCAAGCGCUUCAUGUCUGAUAUCGGUGACGUUCGAGUUCGAGACUUGAUCGAACCUCUCUGCCAGCUUCAACACACCGACUCUAAUGUUUCGUACAAGCUGUGGACCACACUGUUCCCGAUUUUCUGGUCAACCUUAUCAAAGGAAGAUCGCAUCGACCUCGAAAAGGGAAUGGUCACAUUGCUCACUCGAGAGUACCACCAGAGACAGUUGGACAAACGACCAAACGUCGUUCAAGCCCUCCUUGAGGGCGUUGUGCGGGCUCGACCUCGUUUCAAGGUUCCUCCUCACGUUAUGAAAUACCUCAGCCGUACCUACGAUGCCUGGUACGUCGCUGCCACAUACCUCGAGGAAAGUGCCAUCAAUCCCAUCAUCGACACCUCCACUGUCCGUGAAAGCAACCUCGAUGCCUUGGUCGAAGUCUAUGCUGGUCUCCAGGAAGACGAUUUCUUCUACGGUACAUGGCGACGCCGCUGCCGAUUCGUUGAAACCAACGCGGCUCUGUCCUAUGAGCAGCAGGGCAUGUGGGACAAAUCGCAGCAGCUAUAUGAAAAUGCACAGAUCAAGGCUCGCUCUGGAGCCAUGCCAUUCUCACAGGGUGAAUACUUUGUUUGGGAAGACCAUUGGCUUAUUUGCGCCCAGAAGCUUCAGCAAUGGGAGAUCUUGAGUGACUUUGCUAAGCAUGAGAACUUGAACGACCUUCUUCUUGAGUCUGCUUGGCGCAACAUCGAGAACUGGCAGAGCGAAGGCAACAGAGAGCAAUUGGAGUCUCUAAUAAAGUCUGUAUCAGAUGCUCCGACUCCCAGGCGCACCUUCUUUCAGGCAUUCAUGGCUUUGCUACAAUACCAUGUCAAGAAGGAGAAUAUGCAGGAUUUCAAUAGCGUCUGUGACGAGUCGAUUCAACUCUCCAUCCGCAAAUGGCUUCAAUUGCCGAAGCGUAUCACCAACGCUCACAUUCCCAUCUUGCAACAUUUCCAGCUGUUGGUCGAACUGCACGAUGCCAGCCACAUCUGCGGUAGCUUGGCUCAGACUAAUGAGCGCAAUCUCGAUACCAAGUCAGCCGAACUCAAGCUUCUCCUUGGAACAUGGCGGGAUCGUCUGCCGAAUCUCUGGGAUGAUAUCAAUACCUGGCAGGACCUUGUUACCUGGCGCCAGCAUAUCUUCCAGCUUAUCAACGGUACCUAUCUCAGCUUACUUCCACCGCAGACCAACAACGUGGCUAGCAACUCCUACGCCUACCGUGGUUAUCACGAGACGGCCUGGAUCAUCAAUCGCUUCGCGCACGUCGCACGUAAGCAUCAAAUGCCCGAGGUCUGCAUCAACCAGCUGAGCCGCAUCUAUACCCUGCCGAACAUCGAAAUCCAGGAGGCAUUCCUCAAGCUGCGCGAACAAGCCAAGUGUCACUACCAGAACCCUAAGGAGCUCAACAGCGGCUUGGAUGUGAUCAACAAUACCAACCUCAACUACUUCGGCCCCCAGCAGAAGGCCGAGUUCUACACUCUGAAGGGGAUGUUUUUAGCCAAGCUUGAUCAUGUCAAUGAGGCGAACGAAGCAUUUGGUGUCGCUCUCUACUAUGAUCUCCGUCUUGCGAAGGCCUGGUCUGAGUGGGGACAAUACAGUGACCAGCGAUUUAAGGCAGACUCCUCCGAUUAUGAGCUGGCUAGCAACGCAGUCAGCUGCUACCUGGAGGCUGCUGGUCUUUAUAAGAGCGCGAAGUCCCGCAAGCUGCUGAGCCGUAUCUUAUGGCUCCUCAGUUUGGACAACGAAGAGGGCCAGAUCGCCAGUGCCUUCGAAAACUUCAAGGGCGAUACCCCUGUCUGGUACUGGAUUACCUUCAUCCCUCAGCUCCUCACCAGCCUGUCCCAUCGUGAGGCUCGUCUUUGCAAGGCUGUUCUAGUUAAGAUCGCCAAGUUGUUCCCGCAGGCUCUCUUCUUCCUCCUCCGUACGAACCGGGAGGACAUGCUUAGCAUCAAAAAACAGCAUGACCAGAAGCAGGAGAAACUGAAUCGUGCCAGGCAGCAGCAACAGGCUAGCUCCUCACCCAGUACCAAGCCUCCUGCUGCCGGUGAAGCUUCUCCAGCCCAGAAGCCUCCGACUAGCGUGCCUCCCAGUGCCUCCCCGGCUGGCCAAAAUAGCAACUUGCCGACAACUCAGUCCCCUGCGCAGAAUCAGAACCAGCAAAUUCCCAGCCAGUCCCCUGCUCAACCCCAGGUGCAAGCUUCGCCCCUUCAAGGACAAGCCCAAAGCCCCAGCCAAGGCCAAGCUGGUCAAACACCAGUCCCGCAGAACCAAGGACAGACCCCAGGCCAGCAAGGCCAUCUUCAAGUUCCAGGCCAGGGAGCCCAGCAGCAGCCAAACCAAGCAGCUUCCGCGGAGUCAACAGAGAAGGAGCCGCUCAAGAAGCCAUGGGAAUACUCGGACGAAAUCAUGUCCGGCCUCAAGACCGCAUUCCCGUUGCUUGCUCUUUCUAUGGAGACGAUGGUCGACCAGAUCCACAAGAACUUCAAGUGUCCUCCUGACGAGGAUGCUUACAGGCUUAUCGUUGCUCUCUUGAAUGAUGGUCUGGCCUACGUGGGCCGUAUGCCCCAGUCUUACGCACAGGAUACCAAGCUUCCCCCAGCCACAGAAGCCAACAUCACUAGGUUCGCAGAAACAAUUCUUCCGGCACACAUCCGCAAAUCUUUCGAGGCGGACUUUGUUACUAAGAAGCCCACGAUGCACGAGUACAUCCAGAAGCUUCGUCGCUGGCGUGAUAAAUUUGAGGAGAAGCUGGAUCGUCGAGCCCAGCACGGAUCCCUUGAGGGCUACUCUCCGCACCUGAGCGAGUUUAGAUUCCUCAAGUUUGACGAAGUUGAGAUACCUGGACAGUAUCUACUGCAUAAGGACAAGAACCAGGACUUUGUUCGCAUUGAUCGCUUCCUGCCCGAUGUGGAUCUGGUUCGUGGCAUUGGAGUCUGCCACCGCCGUCUCAAGAUUCGUGGCCACGAUGGUAGUAUCCACGCUUUCGCUGUGCAGCAUCCUGCCGCACGCCACUGCCGUCGUGAAGAGCGUAUUCUUCAACUGUUCCGUAUUUUCAACGGGCUGUUGGCGAAGCGCAAAGAGAGCCGACGUCGCAACCUUUACUUCCACCUGCCGCUGAUGGUGCCUCUGGCCCCUCACAUCCGCCUGGUUCGCGACGAUUCGUCAUACAUCUCCAUGCAAGGUAUCUACGAGGACUAUUGCAGACGAGUUGGUAUCAACAAGGAUGAGCCGGUGCUCUUCACAAUGGAUCGCAUGCGGUCUUUGGCAGAAACAAAGCAAAAUCGCACGGCCGAUCAACAACAGGUGCUUCGUACUGAGAUCUUGACUGCCAUUCAAGAUAAGUGGGUUCCUAGCAAUGUGGUGCUAGAGUACUUCCAGCAAACGUAUCCCAACUUUGCCGAUUUCUGGCUCUUCAGACGACAGUUUGCCUACCAGUACGCCGCGGUUGCUUUCAUGACUUAUGUGAUGCACAUUGGCAACCGUUACCCCAACAAGAUCUUGGUGUCGCGGUCUACAGGUGAUAUCUGGGGUGCCGAGUUGAUCCCAACAAUCAACCCGGCGAAGGCCAUAUUCUUCAACCCAGAGCAGGUCCCCUUCCGAUUCACCCCCAACAUCCAAACUCUGCUGGGCCCCAUUGCUACGGAGGGUCUGUUUGCCUGUGCGAUGAUGGCCAUCGCGCGCUGCUUGACGGAACCACGCCACGAGCUCGAGCAACAACUGAGCGUAUUCGUGCGCGACGAGAUGAUGUUCUGGGCUACUGCCCAGCACCGCGGUCAGUUGGCUGUGCCACAGUUACGUGAUCUGGUCUACAACAACAGCGAGAUCAUCGUCAACCGCGCCGUCAGCUUGGCCAGCCCGCCAGAAGGUAACUUGCCCGCCAACCAGACAACAAUCGAUUUGAUUUCCCGGGCUGUCAACCCCCAGCACCUGGCCUCUUGCGAUGCCUUGUGGAUGCCAUAUCUCUAG
This is a messenger RNA of Penicillium waksmanii, 11520 nucleotides long. Its product is annotated as histone acetyltransferase TRA1. Gene Ontology annotation, molecular function: protein binding; transcription coregulator activity. The transcript has 6 exons. Gene Ontology annotation, cellular component: nucleus; NuA4 histone acetyltransferase complex; SAGA complex. Gene Ontology annotation, biological process: regulation of DNA-templated transcription; DNA repair. The coding region runs from base 1 to 11520 and encodes 3839 amino acids. The record is from RefSeq and is a predicted model, not a curated record. Lineage: Eukaryota; Fungi; Ascomycota; Eurotiomycetes; Eurotiales; Aspergillaceae.